AGCAAGGUCAGGCCAGAGUGGCUGAGCUGACAGGUCAUGCUGCAGAUACUGGGAACACUCCCAGCAGCCCCAGGGGAGGCUCGAGGCGAUGCUCUGUGCUCUGCGUUGCGGUGUGGAGCAGUGCAGCGAUGGCAAGCUGCUGCUACAGGGGCUUUACUCUGAAAGCCAUACAAAAGAGGGAAACACAGUGGCUUAGCACCAGCUAGCUACCUCAUAGAUAAGAGGCUGGACACCAGUGAUGUCAAUGCUGUAAUCUCAUGCAGGAUUGGUGGAUAAAUGGUUGCUCAGUUGUACAAAAAAAUAUUGAGGUUGCGUGAAUCAAAAGAGACAGCGAGUGGUGCGUUUGUAAGACGGUUCCUGGCAUGUUGAGCGGGUAGAUUGCUUUGCCGCGUGUGUGCCUGUCCCGGCAGUAGAGGCAUACUGGUGCUACGGAGCCCAGCUCGGCUCAGCCUCCUCUCUUCGGCUCAGCAGCACUCUCAACUACAAGAGGAAAGGAAAGGGUCAUGCAUUCUGCUGGAGGCUUGGAUCCUAACAGUCGCUUUUAUUCUUUAAAGAGAAAUGAUGAAGAGGCUGUGGUGGACAGAGGUGGAACACGGUCCAUGCUGAAAACCAACUUUGAAAAGGAGGAACUCGAAGGUCACAGGACACUCUACAUCGGGGUACAUGUCCCCCUGGGAAGGAAGAGCCACCGGAGGCAUCGGCAUCAUGGACACAGACACAGGAAGAGGAGCAGGGAGCGGGACUCUGGAGUGGAGGAUGGAAGAGAUUCUCCCACAUACAACACGCCAUCCCAGAGAGUGCAGUUCCUCCUGGGCACAGAGGAUGACGAUGAGGAGCACAUCCCCCAUGACCUCUUCACUGAGCUGGACGAGAUCUGCCUGAAAGACGGAGAGGAUGCAGAGUGGAGGGAAACCGCCAGGUGGCUGAAGUUUGAGGAGGACGUGGAGGAUGGAGGGGAGCGGUGGAGUAAGCCCUACGUGGCCACGCUGUCCCUGCACAGCCUGUUCGAGCUGCGCAGCUGCAUCCUCAACGGCGUCGUGCUGCUGGACAUGAGGGCCAACUCUGUGGAGGAGGUAGCAGACAUGGUGUUGGACCAGCAGGAGACCACAGGUCCACUGGGGGACGAGGUGAGGAGGAAGGUGAGAGAGGCACUCCUCAAAACGCACCAUCACCAGAACCAGAAGAAGUUGGCCAACCGCAUCCCCAUCGUCCGCUCCUUCGCUGACAUUGGCAAGAAGCAGUCCGAGCCCCACUCCAUGGACAAGAACGGUCAGGUGAUUUCUCCCCAGACCUCUCUACCCGUCCCCAAUGACGGCAAAGCUGAAAUCAGCAGAGAGAACAGUGCUGUGGACUUCAGUAAGAUAGACCUCCAUUUCAUGAAGAAGAUUCCGCCGGGAGCGGAAGCGUCCAAUGUGUUGGUGGGUGAGGCAGAGUUCCUAGACAAGCCUGUGGUGGCGUUUGUACGUCUCUCACCUGCAGUCAUGCUCAACGGGCUGGCUGAGGUCCCCAUCGUUACCAGGUUCUUGUUCAUUCUGCUGGGGCCUCUUGGGAAAGGGCCACAGUACCAUGAGAUUGGCCGAUCCAUUGCAACUCUCAUGACAGACGAGGUUUUCCAUGAUGUCGCCUACAAAGCGAAGGACCGCAAUGAUCUAAUUGCUGGAAUCGAUGAGUUCCUUGACCAAGUGACUGUCCUGCCACCGGGGGAGUGGGAUCCCUCUAUAAGAAUAGAGCCACCAAAAAAUGUACCGUCUCAGGAGAAGAGGAGGAGUGCAGCACAGUGCGGCACAGACCCAGGGGAUGAAGAGGAGGAGGACGAGGGACAUGGGGGUCCGGAGCUGCAGCGGACAGGACGAUUCUGUGGUGGUCUCCUGUUGGACAUCAAACGCAAGGCGCCACACUACCUGUCUGACUACACAGACGCUGUCAGCCUGCAGUGCUUGGCCUCCUUCCUCUUCCUGUACUGUGCAUGCAUGUCGCCUGUCAUCACGUUCGGGGGUCUACUAGGAGAGGCAACAGAAGGACGCAUAAGUGCAAUCGAAUCACUUUUUGGCGCCUCCAUGACGGGAAUAGCCUAUUCCCUGUUUGCUGGCCAGCCACUCACCAUAUUGGGCAGCACAGGGCCUGUGCUGGUGUUUGAGAAGAUAUUGUACAAAUUCUGCAAGGAGUAUGGAUUAUCCUACCUCUCACUGAGAACCUGUAUAGGGCUGUGGACAGCAUUCCUCUGCCUGGUCCUAGUGGCCACAGACGCUAGCUCCCUGGUCUGUUACAUCACACGCUUCACAGAGGAGGCCUUCGCCUCGCUCAUCUGCAUCAUCUUCAUCUACGAGGCCUUGGAGAAGCUCAUCCACCUGGGGGAACACUACCCCAUCAACAUGAACAACAACCUGGACAAACUCACACAGUACUCGUGUUCAUGUGUUGAACCUCCAGAUCCAAGCAAUGCCACCGUACAGUACUGGGAGCAGAGCAACAUCACUGCUUCGGAGAUCUACUGGGAGGCACUCGAGGUUAAGGACUGCAUAGAGAAAAGAGGGGAGUUUGUGGGCAGCGCCUGUGGCCCUCACGGACCCUAUAUUCCAGAUGUUCUCUUCUGGUCCGUCGUUCUCUUCUUCUCCACUGUCUUCAUGUCAGCUUUCCUAAAGGAGUUCAAGUUCAGCCGUUACUUCCCCACCAAGUUGAGAGCUGUCAUCAGUGACUUUGCUGUGUUCAUCACCAUCUUUACCAUGGUACUGGUGGACUAUGCCUUAGGGGUCCCAUCACCAAAACUAAAAGUCCCCAGUGUGUUUAAGCCGACCAGAGAUGACCGUGGUUGGUUGAUCAGCCCAUUAGGCGGCAACCCUUGGUGGACCACCAUCGUAACAGUGAUCCCUGCUCUGCUCUGCACUAUCCUCAUCUUCAUGGACCAACAGAUCACCGCUGUCAUCAUCAACAGGAAGGAGCACAAACUAAAGAAAGGCUGUGGGUACCAUCUGGACCUGUUCGUGGUGGGUCUCAUGCUGGGGGUGUGCUCCAUCAUGGGCCUGCCCUGGUUCGUGGCUGCUACCGUUCUCUCCAUCUCCCACGUCAACAGUCUGAAGCUGGAGUCAGAGUGCUCUGCCCCCGGGGAACAGCCCAAGUUCCUGGGCAUCCGCGAGCAGCGCUUCACCGGCCUCAUGAUCUUCCUACUCAUGGGCUGCUCGGUGUUCAUGACAUCUGUGCUCAAGUACAUUCCCAUGCCUGUGUUGUAUGGCGUAUUCCUGUACAUGGGAGCAUCUUCGCUCAGAGGAAUACAGUUAUUUGACCGUCUGAAGCUGUUUGGCAUGCCAGCCAAGCACCAGCCUGACUUCAUCUACCUGAGACACGUUCCCCUGAGGAAGGUCCAUCUCUUCACCAUCAUCCAGCUCAGCUGCCUGGUCAUGCUCUGGGUCAUCAAGACCUCCAAUUAUGCCAUUGUCUUCCCCAUGAUGGUGUUGGCUCUGGUGUUCAUUAGGAAGCUGAUGGAUUGCUUCUUCACCAAGAGAGAGAUGAGCUGGCUGGAUGAUCUAAUGCCAGAGAGUAAGAAGAAGAAACUGGAGGAUGCUGAAGAAGAGGAGGAGGAGCAAAGUAUUUUGGGAGAGGAAGAUGGAGUAGUGCAAGUACCAUUAGAAGGAUAUCAAAAGAGUGAAUCCGCACUCAACAUCACUGAUGAAAUGUUGAAAGGCUCUUUUGGAAACACGUGGAAUGUCAACUCUGACAACUCUAAAAAAGAGCUAGACUCAAAAAGCUUAUCCAAGAACAGUGGAAGGAAACAGAAGAAGAGGAGAAAGAUGCAGAAGGGCUGCUUCGAACAGGGAGACAAGUUUAUGACGUUUCCCCCUUCACUGUGUUUUAAAUAAAUCAAUAUUGUGUGCCACAGUUUACCAUUCCUUUAUGUUUUGUCUUCUAAAUCUUUGUGUGUUCAAAAGCGUAAAACAGUAUUUUUUAGUUGAUGUGUCCAAAACUGCUUAAACCUAAAGAAAUGUAAGCCUCUUUUAUUUUUAUUUUUUUGUGUUUUUAAAUGGCAAUUAAUACCAGCAAGAUAUAGGAGAGGUUAGUUUCAAUGUAUGUGAAAGCAAAAGGAAUGUUUGUGUCGAGGAUGAAUCUGUCACAUUAAGAAACUAUUUUCAAGUUGUUUGUUUUUGAAUUUAUUGUGUGUAUUUUGUAUGUUUUUGUAUUUUUUCAGUAUCAUAAUAUUACAGUUGUUUGAAAUUGAUAAAUUAUCCAACUAGAUAAACAAUCAAUUUAAAGUUUGUACAAUACUGCAGUUAAAGACUAUGAACGGAAGUAUAUAUAUACAUAUAUCAUUGAUGAAUUAAUCUAUCUAUAGGCAAAGUCAAAAUGUGCGUUACGCAUGAAGUUUUAAUUAAUUAACUAUUAUAAAAUAUACUGCAUCUGCUUGAAUUUCAAAAUGCUAUAAAUGCAAAGAAAAUCUACAGUAUCUGUGUUUGAGCAUUCCAUUUUUUGCAUUAUGAUUUCAGCUUUUUGCAAUAGCCUUUAAGCUUUGAAUAUUGUUGAAAUGUAUUACUACCAGUAAGGAGAUUAGUUGAAAAUAGUUUUUUAAAAUAUUAUUUAUGGUUGGAAAUGUGUUCAAGCAUUGCAUUGAGCAUCUGAUUAGUAAAAAGCCUGACUUAAGUUGUAGAAUACUGUUACGCAUAUCAAUUGAUAGUAUUGAAACAAUUUUAAAGAAGAAAUUAAAAUCCUGGCUUUAGUUUAAAUCAUCAUAUUUAUUUUCAUAGUCAUACUGCCAAAGUUUAAAUAGUUGCAGUUAUUGCAGUAUAUCAAUAUUUUCAAGCUGCAAAGUACAUGCUUACAUGUCAUUUUAUGUUUGUUGUUUGUCAGGGGCCAUCGUGUGUGCCCAGGAAGGAUUGUCCACUCAAUAACUAAAGAUGAAGCUGAACUAAUACUUGAAGGUGUCUGCUAAAGGGCAACAUACAUGGCUAUAGAAACAAUUGCAAUAGCACUUUUUCUAGAAGGAGAAAAUGUAUAGUAUAUUUAUUGUUAUAACAUUUUUGAAACUAUUUCCUUUGUACAAUAACAACAAUGAAUUUGUUCACAUAUAAUUAGCUAUGCCGAUUUAUCUAUAAUACAUACCUGUUGCUUCAUUUUAAAUUAUUAGUAUCUGCAAAAUAUUUUAAAAUCUCUUGUUGAACAUUUCUACUACUACUCGUUACUAAUUUUACUUAGCUCGGAAUUAAUUAGUUUAAAUAGUCACUCAAUCAGUUUUGUUUGUGGCAGAAAUCAUUGUAAGGAAACAUGGAACUGCAAAACAAUAAGUUGUUAUUGGUCUUUGGAGCUGAUGUAUUACUGUUUAUGAUGUAUCUUGUAUAUGUACAUUUACUAUGAAAGUAUAAACCUCAAACGUAAUAAAUGUAUUUGAACAUG
Messenger RNA from Coregonus clupeaformis (lake whitefish), 5379 nucleotides. Its product is annotated as sodium-driven chloride bicarbonate exchanger. Gene Ontology annotation, molecular function: sodium:bicarbonate symporter activity; solute:inorganic anion antiporter activity; monoatomic anion transmembrane transporter activity. The transcript has 25 exons. NCBI's taxonomy places the organism in Eukaryota, Metazoa, Chordata, Actinopteri, Salmoniformes, Salmonidae. Gene Ontology annotation, cellular component: plasma membrane; basolateral plasma membrane. The record is from RefSeq and is a predicted model, not a curated record. The coding region runs from base 504 to 3854 and encodes 1116 amino acids. Gene Ontology annotation, biological process: transmembrane transport; regulation of intracellular pH; bicarbonate transport.